AUGCCUCCUCCAUCAAAGUUCGUCAUGGUGCACAAUCUUCCCAUUCAACACCCUCAUCUUCUCAACCCCGCGGCUGAGGCUGAGACACUCAAUUCAUACAACUCGUUUGUUGGCUUGACUAAAUCCAAGUUGCUCGCCCACCUCACCCAUCCUCGUGGUGAGAUCGUCAAUAAGACUUUCUGCCAACGUUUUGCAACCGGACAAUCGACCGUUUUUCCCGACUGUGUCGUCAACCUCAAGGUGUACCCUGCUGGAUAUUGCACUGCUUGCGCAUGGGCGACUGAUAACUAUAAGUGUCGCGCUGCUUCUUUUGAGGCUCUCGGACCAUUCACUGAGCGCACUCGAGCUGCUUAUAACGCUGCUCUCACUCAGGCUAAGGCUGGAACCCUCGAACCCCAUCACCUCAAGUGCCCUUUUGGGUGUAUGCUUGCACUUGAGCAUGCAGUCUCUGACUGCCCUCUUGUCUCUCUAUCCCAUAUUCAACAUUGUGUUACCGUGGAGUUCGCUCGCUAUGAGGCUACCAUUGAAAAAAAAGGAUGCAGAGAUUAA
Pseudogymnoascus destructans is the source of this 549-nucleotide messenger RNA. RefSeq lists its product as uncharacterized. The record is from RefSeq and is a predicted model, not a curated record. The coding region runs from base 1 to 549 and encodes 182 amino acids. The transcript has 2 exons. Lineage: Eukaryota; Fungi; Ascomycota; Leotiomycetes; Thelebolales; Thelebolaceae.